GCCAGGCGUCGGGCGGGCGCGCACCCCGGGACGGUGCAGCGGCUCGGCGGCUUUGUGCAUCGCGGAGGGAACCCCGGCUGCGUCCGGGAAGGGGCGCCCCCGCUCAGGGGCGGGAACGGCGCGGGGGUCCCGGGAAAGGGGCGGCUGGACCUGCCGGCCUGCGGGCAGCGGAGAGCGCUAGCCAGGGAGAGCCGGGAUGGGGCAGGGCUGCUGGAGAUCGUGGGCGACCGCUGCGGGUCUGCUAGCCGGGAGUCGCGGAGGCGCGUCUCGCAGAGAGGAUUGAGAGGAGGACUACGCGGCAAGGGAUAGGCCCAGAAUAACAACCCGAAAACAAAAUCUCAUCAUGGCCAAUAUCCACCAGGAAAACGAAGAAAUGGAGCAGCCCCUGCAGAAUGGACAGGAAGACCGCCCCGUGGGAGGAGGUGAGGGCCACCAGCCUGCUGCAAACAACAACAACCACAACCAUAACCACAACCACAACCACAACCACAACCACAAUCAUCACCGGAGAGGACAGGCCCGCCGACUUGCCCCUAACUUUCGAUGGGCCAUUCCCAACAGGCAGAUGAAUGAUGGGUUGGGUGGAGAUGGAGAUGAUAUGGAAAUGUUCAUGGAGGAGAUGAGAGAGAUCCGGAGAAAGCUUAGGGAGCUGCAGUUGAGAAAUUGUCUGCGUAUUCUUAUGGGGGAGCUCUCUAAUCACCACGACCAUCACGAUGAAUUCUGCCUUAUGCCUUGACUUCGGUCAUUUCCCCUGAGAUUCAUACUGUGAUUCCCGCUGUAUUCCUAGCCCUUGCAUUUUCCUGACAUGCCUUUAAAUGACCCGUUUGUGGUGAGCCUUGUGUUAUUUCCAUGUGCCAGGCGGGGCUUGUGUUGCCAACUUAUAAUUGGAAAUUGCCUUCCCACUCAGUGUGAGUUUCUGUCAACAGUACAGUGUUGCCCAUUUGCAUGGAAAAAAUGUAAAGUCAAUAAAGCAACUGAAAAGCAA
Messenger RNA from Rattus norvegicus (Norway rat), 985 nucleotides. The record is from RefSeq and is a predicted model, not a curated record. Lineage: Eukaryota; Metazoa; Chordata; Mammalia; Rodentia; Muridae.